AAAUUUCUAAAUAAUAAGGUUUUUAAAUUUACAUUGUAGCCGUGUAGGUAAUAAAUUAUUUUCUGUUUUCAACUUUCGUGGCAUGAGAAAAAUAUGACGGAGCUAUAUUGUCUUAGUAACUUUAUUGAUUUUUCACAAAGCCUUCAUGAGCCGCUUAAACAUAGUAAUCGUAUCAAAUACACAUGUUUUGAUAUAUCCACAAACUAUGUCGUCUUCGGAGCCUCAUCGGGAUCACUAUAUCUUUUUAAUCGCUGUUCUGGCAAGUUUCUGCAUCUUAUACCCAGUAAACAUGGACCUGUGACACACUUAGCAAUAUCUGCUAACGAGAAGUAUGUAGCAUUUUCUACACAGCGAUCAAUGAUCUGUAUAUAUGCAGUAAAUCUUUCUGCACACAACACCCCACAAGUAAUCUAUACAAAUCUAAGUAGCGAUCAGACGUUACAAGUGACAUGUAUUCAUUGGACACAAGAUGAAAAACAGUUUUACUAUGGUGAUACUCGUGGCCAAGUAAACUUAGUGUUACUAUCCUCAUUUAUUGGCAAAAGCCUUCUGAAUAUGGGUGUACAUCCUAUUCUAUUCCUGGAAUCGCCGAUUGUGCAGAUUGAUGAUUUUGAGUCGUUACUACUUGUUUCUAAUAGCAGCAAGUGUAUAUUGUGUAACACUGAGUAUGAGGAGUAUAAACAGAUAGGCAAUCGUCCACGAGAUGGUGCAUACGGUGCUUGCUUUGCCAUUUCGACCAAUGAAUCUGUAAACCCCUCUCGAAUUUAUUGUGCUCGGCCGGGAUCUAGAAUUUGGGAGGUAGACUUUGAAGGAGAAGUUCUGCAGACGCAUCAAUUUAAGGCAGCCUUAGCUACUUCACCUGAAAAAAUACACAAGUUCCACGGCUAUGAAGAAGAUACGAUUGCAAAAUAUGAGGAAAAUGAUGAAAUGCUCGAAUAUCAGCCUCAAAAUUUGCAAUUUUCCAAAAUCCAAAUGCUCAAUAAGGACUUUCUACUCGCUUUCACAGAAUUUGCUCUCUAUGUAUUUGAUAUGCGCAAUUCAGCGGUAGUUUUAUGGUGCAAUCAAUUUGAGAGAAUUGUGGAUUGUCGGGUGAUUGGAAAAGAGAUUAUUGUUUUUACACAAUCUGGUUCAUUGUACAGUGUGCAAUUGAAUCCAUUAAAAACACAUGCGUGUAGAUUGGUGCGACAAGAAAAACUAUUAGAAUGUGCUUGUCUGAUGCGCAAAAAUGUUAAAUACUUUGCAGAUAAAGCACGUGAAGACUAUGAUUUGAAUAUACUAAACCAAAUUAAGAAAUUUCUGAUUAAUCGACAAGAAUUUGAAUUGCUAAAUGAUCUCUCAGUUAUAUUUGAUGCCAUUAUGCAAUGCGAAGCUAUUGGCGACAAUAAUAGUACGGGCAGUAGCUCCGGUACAACUGAGCGUAGCACAAGUGUUGGUGCCAUCGGCUUUCAAUUCAUGCCUAAUAAUAAUCAUACGCCCCCAGCGAAAGAAGUUUACGUACUGGAAAAUGCAUUUUGUGAAAAUUUAAGGUCAGUCAAAGGCAGUGAAAAACAUUUUAAAGAUGCACUUUUAACGGUUACCGGAAAGUUUGGUAAAAAUAUUAUUAAAUAUAAAUUUAAUAUAUUCGCCGAGGAGCAGAAGAAAUUGGUACGAGACCUUAUACCAUCUAAUGAACGCUCUUUACCAUUUAAUGAUAUUAAAGCGAUUUAUGAAAAAGAUGAAGAGAUUGUUUGCCGUACAAAGAAAUCACAUACUACAGAAACUACCCAAAAUACCACCAAUAAUGGGCAUCACAUUAGUGCAGAAGAGAAAACCAUAUACAAUUUGUAUUUAAUUUGUAAAAGUGCAAAAAUAAGUAAUAUUAAUUUUGUCGAACGAUAUCGCUCUUUAUUUGAUGAAUAUUCAGCACGUGAGCUGAUUGAUUUACUGAGCAAGUUGGAGAUGGUAAUGCAAGAGCACGGUGAAAAUGCUGAGCAAGCACGAAAAAAUUGCUGCGAGAUGUACUUUAAUUACCUGAAUGCUGAGCUUAUUUGGGAAAUGGAUGACUAUACGCGGGACUUUAUCGCCGAGGGCUUUGUACUACUCAAUACAACGGCAGAUAUUGUGCGUUGCGAUAACUGUGCCUUUCCACUGCGUUUCGAUAACACUUGUGUAUUCCAUGAAUUGGGAGCAGUUUUACUACGUUAUUAUUGGUCGCGCAAUGAACAAGUAAAGUGUUUUGAUGUACUAAUGCAAGUGCCGGCACUACUAGAUGUUUUGGCGAAAUUCUAUAUGGCCGAGAAUAAUAUUGAGAAAGUAGUACCAAUUGUACUUAGUUAUCGGCAACCUGAAUUGCUUUUGGAAGUUGGUAAAGGUCUCAGCUUAGCGGCAUGGGCACGUUGCUUUGAACAAUUUGUCGAUUUACAGCAGGGCCGACUUUGUUGUAUCAACUGCGAAUGUGUUACAACGGUGGACAAUGUCAAUCAACAUUUUUUCUACACUUGGAAUUGCUUUCUAAGCAUUGCACUAGAAUAUCUGCAGGCGCAGGAAAUAUUUGCAAUGAUUUUUAAAUGGUCUAAUUAUAUAGCAAAUGACGCUAUUGAUCGGGAAUUUUAUACGCGUUGUUUGUUGAAAGGCUAAAAACGUUUAAAGCUAAACUCAAAGACAUUUACUAAAAAAAAAA
This is a messenger RNA of Ceratitis capitata (Mediterranean fruit fly), 2659 nucleotides long. It is a transcript of the gene pink, whose product is annotated as Hermansky-Pudlak syndrome 5 protein homolog. The transcript is spliced from 6 exons. Gene Ontology annotation, cellular component: cytoplasm. The coding region runs from base 94 to 2616 and encodes 840 amino acids. The record is from RefSeq and is a predicted model, not a curated record. Gene Ontology annotation, biological process: developmental pigmentation. NCBI's taxonomy places the organism in Eukaryota, Metazoa, Arthropoda, Insecta, Diptera, Tephritidae. Gene Ontology annotation, molecular function: protein binding.